Molecule: messenger RNA, 5412 nt
Organism: Penicillium antarcticum
Lineage: Eukaryota; Fungi; Ascomycota; Eurotiomycetes; Eurotiales; Aspergillaceae
Product: putative rRNA biogenesis protein RRP5
Exons: 3
Coding region: 1-5412 (1803 amino acids)
Biological process (GO): rRNA processing
Cellular component (GO): small-subunit processome; nucleolus
Molecular function (GO): protein binding; RNA binding
Source: RefSeq, a predicted model, not a curated record
AUGGCGCCAAUUAAGCGCAAGGGGAAUGCCCCUGAAGAAACAGCUGCUCGCCAGCCCCAAAAACGUGCUAAGGUUGGAGCGGAGGAGAACAAAAAAGAGCAUAAGAAGGAAAACGAUGCCGCCUCCACCGCCGCGAAAGCUUCAGAGCUUUCCGUGCUGCGCGACGAGGAGCCUUCGUUCCCUCGUGGUGGUGCAAGCGUCUUGACCCCAUUGGAGCGCAAGCAAAUCCAGAUUCAGGCCAACAAGGAUGUUCUGUUCGAGCAGAAAGGAUCCCAGAAGCCUUCCAAGAAGCCCUCAACCACCUUUGAAGAGGAGAGCGAUAAUGACGUUGAAAUGGAGGAUGAAGAGACAACCACAACCUCCAAGAAGUCUCGGAAGAAGAAGACAAAGGGCAAGAAGUCUACAGAUAAGGAUUCGGCUGAAAAGCAAGAAGUUCGCAUUGAAGGUCUCAGCUUCAAGCGUCUUGUUCCUGGAACCAUGGUUCUAGGUCAAGUCUCCAGCAUCAACGCCCACGACAUCGGCCUGUCGCUGCCUAACAACCUUACCGGAUACGUCCCUCUUACAUCCGUCUCGAAGGGACUCGAGGACAAAAUUGAGAAGAUGUUAAAUGACGAGGAAGAGGAUGACGAUGAGGACAGCUCAGACGACGAGUCUUUUGAUCUCAAGGACCACUUCUAUUUGGGUCAAUACCUGCGAGCAUUCGUUGUCUCCACCGGUGGCAACCCUGCAGACCCCAAGACCCGUAGCAAGAAGCACAUUGAGCUAUCAAUCGACCCCAGACAAACGAACACUGGUCUCACAAAGUCCGAUCUCGUCGUAAACUCGGCUGUUCAGGCAUCCGUUGUCAGCGUUGAGGACCACGGUGUGGUCAUGGACCUUGGCAUUGAGGGCGCAGACCUGAAGGGAUUCAUGUCCUCCAAGGAGCUCGAUCACGGCGUGGAGUACUCGAACCUCAAGGAGGGAUCUGUCUUCCUUUGCAUGGUCACUGGUCAGAACCCCAGUGGAAAUGUCAUCAAGCUGUCCACCAACUUCCAAUCAUCCGCCUCGAUCAAGAAAUCGAACUACCUCAGCUCGGCUCCCACAAUCAACACCUUCCUCCCCGGAGCCGCCGCCGAAAUUCUCCUUACCGAAGUCACUUCAAGCGGCAUGAUCGGAAAGAUCAUGGGAAUGCUCGACGCAACCGUCGAUCUGGUUCAGUCCGGUGCCAACAACGGCAAGAUUGACCUGGAGAAAAAGUUCAAGAUGGGUGCCAAGAUCAAGGGUCGUAUUGUUUCGACCUUUCCAUCUGCCGAGCCCUUCAAGGUUGGCUUCUCGAUGCUCGACCACGUCCUCAAGCUUUCUUCCGAUUCCCUUGGUCCCCGUUCCUCCGACGAGGCCCCUGCUAUCUCCGCCAUCAUUCCUGAGGCGAAGAUCGUCAAGGUUGACCCCGGUAUGGGUGUGUAUGCUCAGAUUGGAGAGACCAAGCACAUUGGUUUCGUUCACAUGUCAAGGCUCUCCGACGGCAAGGUCGAGAGCAUUGACGAGACCUCCGGUGCUUUCAAGCUCGAUGCUACCCACGAGGCCAGAGUCGUCGGCUACAACCCCGUUGAUAACCUCUACUUGCUUUCAUUCGAGAAGUCCGUUCUCGAGCAGCCUUUCCUCCGCGUCGAGGAUGUUACCGUUGGUGCCAUCGUCAAAGGAAAGGUCGAGAAGCUCCUGAUCGGUGCCAAUGGCAUGGACGGAGUGAUCAUUAAUCUGGCCGAUGGAAUCACUGGCCUUGUCCCUUCCAUGCACUUCGCCGAUACCCAGCUUCAGUUCCCCGAGAAGAAGUUCCGUGAGGGCCAGAAGCUUUCCUUGAGAAUUCUCUCCGUCAACGUUGAGAAGCGCCAGAUCCGCUUGACCCUGAAGAAGAGUUUGCUCAACAGCGAGUCUGCCAUCUGGAAGGACUACAAGGACAUCACUCCUGGCUCCCAAUCCCCCGGUACCAUUGUCAGCCUCCAGACCCACGGUGCUGUCAUCCAGUUCUACGGUGACGUCCGCGCUUUCCUUCCCGUUUCCGAGAUGAGUGAGGCCUAUAUCAAGGACCCUGCCCAGCACUUCAGACAAGGACAGGUCCUCAAUGUUCACGCCUUGAGCGUGGAUGCCGCCCUCGGCAGACUCACCGUUUCUUGCAAGGACCCCUCUACAUUCACUGAGCAGUACCGCAAGGCUUUCGAGACUCUCCACCCCGGUCACCUUGUUAGUGGAGUCGUCUUCGAGAAGUCCAACGAGGAUGUUCUUCUCAAGCUCGACGAGUCUGGUCUCAUUGCUCGUAUCGACUCCCAGCACAUCAUUGACGGACCCCCCUCCAAGCAAGCCUCGAUGAUGUCCAAGCUCCGUGUUGGCCAGAAGUUGAACGACCUCUUGGUUCUCGAUAUCCAGCGCGCCCACCGUCUCAUCAAGGUUUCUAGCCGAGGCAGCAUGAAGAAGGCCGCCAAGACUAAGUCCAUGCCCAGCAGCUUUGAGCAGGUGCAAGAGGGUUCCACUGUCACCGGUUUCGUCCGCAACAUCACUCCCGAUGGUGUCUUUGUCGAGUUCCUUGGUGGUCUUACCGGUUUGCUCCCCAGACGUCUCAUCGACGACGCCAACCUCGAGCAGCCUCGCUACGGUCUGUCCAAGGCACAGACUCUCACCCUCAAUGUUCAAUCUGUAGAUAUGGAUUACAAGCGCUUCAUUCUGAGCAUGAAGCCCGUGGAUACUGCUCCUGUUAUCUCCAAGAAGGCCCCCAAGCAGCAGACCGAUGACAACGUUGCCAACCCCAUCGACAGCAACAUCAAGACCAUGUCCGACUUCACCUUCGGCAGAAUCGUUGAAUGCAAGGUUGUCUCCAUCAAGGCCACUCAGGUCAACGUUCAGCUGGCGGAUAACCUGCAGGGUCGUAUCGAUGUCUCCGAGAUCUUCGAUGACUGGAAAGACAUCAAGGACCGCAAACAGCCCUUGCGAUUCUUCAAGGCCAAGCAGACCCUGUCUGCCCGUAUCCUCGGUGUCCACGAUGCUCGCAACCACAAGUUCCUUCCCAUCAGCCAUCGCUCUGGCAAGUACCCUGUGUUCGAGCUUUCUCUCAAGCCUAGCUAUUUGAAGGCCUCCAACCCCGCCCCUCUGAACAUGGAGCAGGUUCAGGUUGGAUCUUCUUGGAUGGGCUUCGUCAACAACGUUUCCGACGACUGCCUUUGGGUCAACUUGUCCCCUAACGUCCGCGGUCGCCUGCGCUUCAUGGAUGCCUCUGAUGAUCUGUCCUUGUUGACCGAUGUUGAAAAGAACUUCCCCAUUGGUUCCGCUCUCAAGGUCCAGGUUACUGCCGUUGACGCCGAGAAGGGCCACCUCAACCUCACUGCCAAGCAGGGCUACGACAAGCUCGCCUUUGGUGAUAUCUCUGUUGGCAUGAUCCUUCCCGGUCGUGUCACCAAGGUCACCGAGAGACAGGUGAUCAUGCAGCUCGGCGAGGCCCUCGUCGGUGCGGUCAACUUGGUUGAUCUCGCCGAUGACUACUCGAAGGCCAAUCCUACCGUGCACAACAAGAACGAGGUUCUGCGUGCCUGCGUCAUUGCCGUUGACAAGGCCACCAAGAAGAUCUCUCUGUCGCUGCGUCCUUCCAAGGUUCUCAGCUCCUCGCUGCCCGUUCAAGACCGCGAAAUCUCUUCCUACAAGGAUGUCAAGGUCAACGAUGUCAUCCGUGGCUUCGUCAAGCGUGUCACUGACUCCGGUCUGUUCGUCGCUAUUAGUAACGAUGUCACCGCUUACGUGCGCGUAUCUGAUCUCUCCGACUCUUACCUGAAGGAAUGGAAGGACUCCUUCCAGCCCGACCAGCUGGUCAAGGGCAAGGUCACCUUCGUUGAUGCCGAGCAGAACAAGCUGCAGAUGAGCUUGAAGGAGUCUGUUCUAGACCCCAACUUCAAGGCUCCCAUCACCCUCAAGGACCUCAAGACUGGCCAGAUUGUCACUGGUAAGGUUCGCAAGGUUGAGGAGUUUGGUGCUUUCAUCGUUGUUGACGGCUCUGCCAACAUUAGCGGUCUCUGCCACCGCAGUGAGAUGGCUGACAAGCGUGUCGAGGAUGCCCGCACCUUGUACGAUGAGGGUGAUGCUAUCAAGGCCAAGGUCAUCAAGAUUGAUCACGCCGCCAAGAAGAUCUCUUUCUCGCUGAAGGCUUCCCACUUCCAAGAUGAAGAGGAUGACAGCGCGGAUGAGGACGAAAUGAGCGUCGAUGGUCUUGGUGGUGUCGAGCUGGGUGAGGAUGACAGCGAAGACGAGGACGAGGAUGACGACGAGUCCAUGGGAGGUGUCGAUGUGGAAGACGACAGUGAGGAAGAGGAAGAAUCCGACGACGAGGAUGUGCCAAUGCAAGACGCCAAGCCCUCAAAGACUGGCGGUCUCGGCGCCGGCGGCUUCGACUGGAGCGGCAAUGCCGCGACGGAGGAUACUGCUGCUCGCGAGGACAGCGAUGACGAGGACUCCAAAAAGAAGAAGAAGAAGAACCGCAAGGCCGAGAUCCAGGUUGACCGCACCGGCGACCUGGAUGCGAACGGUCCGCAGUCAGUUGCUGACUUCGAGCGUCUUCUCCUUGGUGAGCCCGACUCCUCUCUCUUGUGGCUGCAGUACAUGGCCUUCCAGCUGGAGCUGGGUGAGGUCGAGAAGGCCCGCUCCGUUGCCGAGCGUGCCCUGCGCACCAUCACCAUGGGCCAGGAUACCGAGAAGCUCAACAUCUGGGUUGCGCUGCUCAACAUGGAGAACACCUACGGCGAUGACGACAGUCUCGAGGAGGUGUUCAAGCGUGCUUGUCAGUACAACGAGCCCCAGGAAAUCUACGAGCGCAUGAUCAGUAUCUACAUCCAAUCCGGAAAGAACCAGAAAGCAAGUGACCUCUUCUACGAGGCCCUCAAGAAGAAGAUCUCCUCGCAAUCCCCCAAGUUCUUCUACAACUACGCCAGCUUCCUCUUCGACACGAUGAGCUCCCCCGACCGCGCCCGCGCCCUCCUUCCCCGAGCCCUGCAAUCCCUGCCCGCCCACACGCACAUCGAGACAACCUCGAAGUUCGGCCAGCUCGAGUUCCGCUCGGAGAACGGCGACGUGGAGCGUGGCCGAACUGUCUUCGAAGGUCUCCUGUCCUCGUUCCCCAAGCGCAUUGACCUGUGGAACGUCCUGCUGGACCUUGAAAUCAAGGUCGGCGAUGCGGAGCAGGUGCGCCGUCUGUUCGAGCGGGUCCUUGGCCUGCAGAGCGGCAAGAAGGGUGCAGUGAGCAUCGACGCUAGCAAGAAGCUCAAGCCUAAGCAGGCCCGCUUUCUCUUUAAGAAGUGGCUUGCCUUUGAGGAGAAGCUGGCUGCUGAUAAUGGUGAUGAGAAGAUGGUUGAGGAGGUCAAGGCUCGUGCUGUGACUUAUGUCAAGUCUUUGCAGGAGUAG